GAUAAUACGGAACAGCUGCGGCUACCAACACCAACAGAUGUGGGAAGACAUCAAUCUGUUGGUAAACAUUACCAUCUGUACACAGACUUUACGUAAGCCAAAUCGACAACAGAAUCUGGUGCAGCAUUAUCAUCUCAUGGAGUUAUUUAUUAAGGCUGAUGGAUUUGAAAGUAUGAAAACUUCACUGAACUACAAUGGAAAAAAGAUACUGCACAGUUUUACAACAGGUUGAUCAAAAAACUACUCUUGAUUUUGUUGACAAUACUGAGAAAUUAAAGGAUGAUAUAUUAAAACCAACAGACUAUGGACAUUUAAAUAAUCUCCAAGAUGAGAAGAAUCCAGAAAACGAAAGCAGUGAAGAUUGUGAGAGAGAUAAGAGUACAUUGAAACAAACAGAAAAUUGUUUGUACGAUGAUAUUUUAGCCAAACUGGAACAAAAGAACAAGGAAAAUAAUGAUGAUGAUUAUGGAAGUGAGGGAGGAAGUUGUCCGAUGUACUAUGGCAUCAGGAGCUACCUCCACAACUUCUACUGUCCUCCUGACAAAGAUGUUCUCAGCAGUGGAGAGUUUACACAGGGUGACGAUUAUCCCUUCUUGGUGGAGCCUCGAAGAAGGAAGCCAUGGUGGGUUCGACUCGGUGUGUGUGUGGGGCUGAACCUCAUGCUGGUCGGAUUGAUCACAACACUGGUGGGUUACUUGACACAUCCAAGAGAGGCUGUGGUGGGGCAGCUGGGAGGUUAUACAGUCCUUGACAAGAAGGCAGUUAGCUUCAACCACCGCCUUUUGCUCUGUCAGCUGAUUGGUUUAGUUACCUUUGUCAGUGGCACAGUCACUGUUGUCUCCUGCCUGCUCAUCUACAGCUGUCGCUCCAUUGCCCACUCGGCACCCACCACCCCACAGCCUACAUAUUGGGUGGUGCCACAAAGCUUUGUCUGCAGCCCUAAUGCUGACCCUGGAAAUCACUGGAGCUUUUACCGCAUCCCAACUUAUGGGACAGUCAAAAGCAUUCAGCCAUCUUCAAUUAUACUUCAUUAAAUAAAGGUUAACUUGAAAUUGUUUUUAAUAAAUUUAAAUUUAAUCAUAA
This is a messenger RNA of Homalodisca vitripennis (glassy-winged sharpshooter), 1083 nucleotides long. RefSeq lists its product as uncharacterized. The transcript has 3 exons. The record is from RefSeq and is a predicted model, not a curated record. NCBI's taxonomy places the organism in Eukaryota, Metazoa, Arthropoda, Insecta, Hemiptera, Cicadellidae. Gene Ontology annotation, biological process: nervous system development. Gene Ontology annotation, cellular component: transport vesicle; neuron projection; neuronal cell body. Bases 195 to 1034 code for a protein of 279 amino acids.